AUCUCGUUCCUCAAAUAUAUUUUCUUCCUCCUCUCCUUCUGAUUCUUCAAUAAUGAACGGUGUCAAUUCAAAUACAAUUCAGAUCAUCGGCGCCGAUGGUGGCAUUGGAACACUAAAACGGCCACUUGAUUCGGAAAUAUUGGAUGGAGAUCUCAUACCGACGAAGAAAUCAUCAGAAGUCGGCGAUUUAAACAUGGGUGAUUCAGAUAAAAUAACCGAUAUUUAUCCAGUACCAGAGAAAGUAGUUGGACUAGUUAUUGGAAAGGGUGGCAGCGAGAUCCGUCUCAUCCAGCAAACAUCAGGAUGUCGUGUUCAAAUGGAUCCUGAUCAUCAAUCUGUCAAUGGAUUCCGAAACUGUACUAUUGAAGGACCACCAGAUCAAGUCGCGGUUGCCAGACAAAUGAUCACUCAAGUUAUCAACCGUAACCAAACUGGAGCUCAGCCUGGUGCAGCACCUGGUGAGGUUACCGAAGAAAUGCUCAUUCCUGCUGAUAAAAUUGGUCUCGUAAUUGGAAAAGGAGGAGAAACAAUUCGAAUCGUUCAGGAGCAGUCUGGAUUGCGAAACUGUAAUGUGGUUCAGGAGACUACCACUGCAACUGGCCAGCCGAAGCCACUUCGAAUGAUUGGAAGUCCUGCAGCAAUUGAAACUGCAAAAGCAUUGGUUCAUAACAUUAUGAAUAACACUCAAGGAAAUGCUCCGUUGCUUCAAAGAGCACCUCAUCAACCUUCAGGACAGUUUGGUGGUGGCUACGGAGCACAGGAAGCCCAAGCAAAAGGCGAGGUUAUUGUUCCUCGUCUGUCAGCAGGAAUGAUUAUUGGAAAAGGAGGAGAAAUGAUCAAGCGACUGGCAGCGGAGACUGGAACGAAAAUUCAAUUCAAACCAGACACCAACCCAAACUCGGAGGAUCGUAUCGCAGUGAUAAUGGGAACGCGUGAUCAAAUCUAUAGAGCUACGGAAAGAAUCACUGAAAUUGUCAACCGAGCCAUCAAAAACAAUGGGGCACCACAAGAUCGCGGAUCAGCUGGAACUGUUCUUCCAGGUCAAUCAAUAUUCUAUAUGCACGUACCUGCUGGAAAGUGUGGAUUGGUCAUCGGAAAAGGCGGAGAAAACAUCAAACAGAUUGAACGUGAAACUGGAGCCACUUGCGGUUUGGCACCUGCCGCGGAGCAGAAGAACGAGGACGAAAAAGUGUUCGAAAUUAAAGGAAGUCAGCUCCAAAUUCAUCAUGCUUCACAUCUCGUUAGAAUCAAGGUUGGAGAAAUUUCUCCGAACACUCCGGUUCCUCCACUUCAAGGGGCUGGUGGUGGAUAUCAACAACAGCAGGCGAUGUUCAGUGCCGGAACUCAAAACGGAGGAUAUCAAAGCACAGGAGGAUUCAUUCAACAGCAGCAGCAACCACAGUUCCAACAUCAACAACAACAAUGGGCUCCACAAAAUGGAGGAGGAGUUCAACAACGUCUUCCAACAGAAAUGUAUCAGAAUCCUAUGCAACAACCACAAGCCAGUGUCAUUCCACAAGCAAGUGCUGAUCCCGCACCAGCUGUCAAUCCAGCGACAGGAGCUCCUGAUUAUUCAGCGCAGUGGGCUGCAUAUUAUCGAUCGAUAGGUCUUGUCGAACAAGCUGCAAUGGUAGAGAGUCAGAUGCGCCGUAACCAGUCCAACACUGCACCUCUCGGUGACGUGUCUGGUGUUCCACAAUCGCAGCAGCCGUACUAUCCCCAGUGAUUCAUUUUUCAUCAUAUAACUUUUUCAAGUUUACUUCAAUUUUCUAUCCUAAAUUAUUCACCCUUAAUUUUUAUUUUUCCUCUUUCCCUUUCAACCCGUUUUCCGUGAAUUGUGCCGAUCUCGUUUCGCCGUUCCCCUAAUUUGUUUUCUUUUCGUCGUUUCUUUAGUAUUUUAUGAAUCUUUUCACCUUCACA
This is a messenger RNA of Caenorhabditis elegans, 1920 nucleotides long. RefSeq names its product K Homology domain-containing protein (gene fubl-2). Gene Ontology annotation, molecular function: RNA binding; nucleic acid binding. Lineage: Eukaryota; Metazoa; Nematoda; Chromadorea; Rhabditida; Rhabditidae. Gene Ontology annotation, biological process: regulation of DNA-templated transcription. The record is from RefSeq and is marked reviewed. Gene Ontology annotation, cellular component: nucleus.